Messenger RNA from Tupaia belangeri chinensis (Chinese tree shrew), 3404 nucleotides. RefSeq names its product solute carrier family 51 member A (gene SLC51A). The coding region runs from base 311 to 1333 and encodes 340 amino acids. The transcript is spliced from 11 exons. The record is from RefSeq and is a predicted model, not a curated record. Lineage: Eukaryota; Metazoa; Chordata; Mammalia; Scandentia; Tupaiidae.
UUUGCUCUGGCUACUUCCCGUGACCGUCACUCCCCACAGCAAGCCACCCCACUCCUACCUGUGUUGGGUGCUGGGAAGUCUUGCCCCUGACUUGCGGUACUCCUGUUCCUGUGCUGAAGAGGAGUGGAGAAAGUGAACAUUGCUGUCUUCUUCCAGUCUGUAGUGAAAAGCUUUUAACUUUUCUUCUUAGUAUGAAGUUAGCUGUGGGUUGGUCAUAUGAAGCCUAUGUCGUGUUAAGUGCCCCGCCUGCCCACCUGCCUGCCCUUCUGUGCCUCAGCACCUGCCGGGAGUACCGGGGAGAAAGGAGACGAUGGAGCCAGACAGGACUCAGAUAAAGCUUGACCCCAGGUACACAGCAGAUCUCCUGGAGGUGCUGAAAACCAACUACAGCGUCCCCUCUGCCUGCUUCUCUCACCCCCCCUCCGCUGCCCAGCUCCUCCGAGCACUGGGCCCUGUGGAGAUCACGCUCACGAGCAUCAUGACUCUGCUUGCCCUGGGCUCGGUUGCCAUCUACCUGGAGACCGCCGUCUACCUGCACAAGAACACCUCUUGCCCCAUCAAGAGGAGAACUCUGCUCUGGAGUAGCUCCGCACCCACGGUUGUGUCUGUGUUCUGCUGCUUUGGGCUCUGGAUCCCUCGCUCCCUGAUGCUCGUGGAAAUGGCCAUCACCUCGUUUUAUGCCGUUUGCUUUUACCUGAUGAUGCUGGUCAUGGUGGAGGGCUUUGGUGGGAAGGAGGCAGUACUGAGGACCCUAGAGAAUACCCAGAUGAUAGUCCACACAGGCCCCUGCUGCUGCUGCUGCCCCUGCUGCCCCAGACUCCUGCUCACCAGGAAGAAGCUUCAGCUGCUGAUGCUGGGCCCGUUCCAGUAUGUCUUCUUCAAGAUAACGCUGGUCCUGGUGGGCCUGUUUCUCAUCCCUGACGGCAUCUAUGACCCAGCAGACAUUUCUGAGGCGAGCACAGCUCUAUGGAUCAACACUUUCCUCGGUGUGUCCACCCUCCUGGCCCUCUGGACCUUGGGCAUUCUUUUCCGCCAAGCCAAGCUACACCUGCGUGAGCAGAACAUACAAGCCAAAUUUGCUCUUUUCCAGGUGCUGCUCAUCCUGACUGCCUUACAGCCCUCCAUCUUCUCCGUCUUGGCUAAUGGUGGACAGAUUGCUUGCUCACCUCCCUAUUCUUCUAAAAUCAGGUCUCAAGUGAUGAACUGCCACCUCCUCAUACUGGAGACUUUUCUGAUGACUGUGCUGACACGGAUAUACUACCGAAGGGAAGACCACAAGGUUGGAUAUGAAGCUUUCUCCUCUCCAGAACUGGACUCGAAUCUCAAAGCUUGAGGUGGACAGCCUGGACAAUGGAAGAGACACUGUACUUAUUAUGAGAGGACAUUUCUUCACUGUCUCUCAAUCUUGACCAAACAGGCAAGGAUUCCCACUGACAACGCGAGCUGACAGAUUACAUUUGACCAGAGAUGAAGGUGAACUGUGUAAUAGCAUGGAAUUGUUUUGGUUCUUACCCAGGAAAGGUAUUUUAAGUUUGCAAUAAAUAAUAGGAUGAAGUCUGAAACUCUGGGCAUUAUGGGUGCCACUGUUAACCUUUAAAGCUUGUGUACUAAAAGGUCACUCUGAACUUGCCCAAAGCAGAUGGAGGUGGGUAGAGGGUAUGAUGUGUCCCUAUAGGCACAAGGACAGGAGAACCUGGCUAUGUAAAAUAGCACCUGCCCAAAGUCCCGAAGAAGUCAGGCUUCUGGAAAACAGAUAGAAGGUGUUCUUUUCCUUAGGGCACUGAUGACACUAGGCCUGGGAGGUCUGGAUCUGCCUCCCUUUCUGGAACAAUGGCUUUUUGAGUGUUCUGUGCCACAUUUCAAAAGGAAUCCCCUAAUGACAUGGUCAUUAAGUUUGAUUUUGAGGAGAGAAAAGAGGAUGCAAAAGCAAAGAAACUGAAAGUACAGUUAAAAGCCCCCAAUACAUGAAACAUAUCAUACAUGUGUUUACCACGUCAAAAAUACAGAAAAUGGAACAUCAGGUAAAACUGCAGUGCCUUUAUUUGGCUAAAUGACAAAAGCCAAAAUAACUCUGAACAAAUCAAUAACAGACAGAACAGCAUGGUGAGCCCCAGUUGAGGACAGCCUCCCUGUAGACUUGCAUUGGUGAUGGGCAAACAUCCAUGAUGGCCAGCGCUUAUGACUCUUCUUUCUCUUCACGACCCUCAAUACAGAACAACCCAACCAGUCAAGUCUGUGUUCAAAACAGGCAGCACCUCCCAAAGAACAGAAGGAAGGGCCACUUCAAACCUAAAGGAGCACAACUGAGUCACCUGAAGCACCACCUAAACCUGGUGCUUUUCCUUUCUGCCCCAAUCCCAGUCCUAACAUAAACCUUCGGUAGACAGAAAAGAUUUCUUCUUUCUUUUGAAAGAACAUCAGUAACAUUUAAUAGUAUAAUCCCAAGAAUGUGUCCUACUUAUUUCUUUGGAAAAAUAGAAGCUAGGGACCACUCUUUAAUCCCACGACAAACUAUUCUAUGAGAGGAACCAAAAAUAAUCAUUGUUAUGACUUCGAAAAAUAUAACCUUAAAAAAUACUUGCAUUGGUAAGCUUUAAAAAAUAGCAUUAAAAACAUUGUUAGGGGAACUCUUUCUUCCUACCUGGGGACAGUGUAUGCUGACAGAAAAUCCAGAAGCUAUGGCUUUUAGGGAAUUAAAAAAAGCACAAAAUAUAAUUGACUUGGAAAGCUUUUAGAGGGAGGAUCUGAAACAGGAUUAAAAAGGCAAUGAGCUCCAGAAGAUAAACCACCCACAAGUCAAGACACUCCAGAGUACUGCGAAGAACCACUGUCUAGGGACAGCCUAACAAGCUACGUGGCCACACAUCUCAUAGUGUGACUCAGAUGCUGCCUAGGAAGUUACUAGCAAUCAAAAGGGGCCAAAGUGUUCUCGGCCCCCCUCGUCUUUGUUUCCUUCUUCAGGAUGUUCGGCCUCCUCACACCCCAACCUUCUUAUCCAAGUCUCCACAAAAUCCUGGUCCUUGGCUCUAGGUAUCAGAAGCAGCUGCAGCAGCACGAGGACCCCCUGAAAUUCAGCCUCUGUUUUUCAGUGCCUGAGUCUGAUGUAUGAACAGAGCAAACUUUCUGCCCCAUCCACCUGCAGGUGACGGCUACGGCACCUCCUCAGCACCACGGGCGCUGCCUCACCCUCCCUUUUUCUUUCAGACAGCUCCGUCUCAGCGACCAGCUAAGGCUCACUUUAAGGCCGACUCUAAUCCCUGUCACAUUUGGCCCAUCGAGGCUGACUGCUUCCUUGUGUGGGAGUUCAGAGCACAGCUGCACGGCCUCACGCGUCAGUAUCUGAGGAUGUACAGAUCACAGGCAUAGUUGUGGCGUUUGAAUUUCUGACCUUAUUUAAUUAGGCA